GCAUGGGAUGCUGGCUGCAUUUCUUCAACUGGGCCAGGUAACCCAGCAUGAGCCAGGUCCAGGCCCCCUCGUUGCCAUGAACAAGGCUGACCCGAUUGCGCGCAGCGAGAUGAUCGCCAGGCCCAGCCAAACACACCGUGUUCCUGAAUCAAGACAAGGGCAGCGCUAGUCAAGCCAGAAACAUGGCAGGCGACUACACUACAGGCCUCAUGACAGCUUGACCAGCAUGAUGGCUUUAGCUCAUCGACGUAACGAGCGGCAAGGGACCUGUUCAAAAAAGAAAGAACCUUGGCCCAUGAUCUGCCGACAAGACAACUGCGGUGGGACAUCGUCAGAGCUAAGUGGUUGCAUCGUGUGGCUGUUCUACGGACAUGAACGCAAGGGGCAGCGACAAGGGAAAGCCCAUCCUUUUUGGCAUCCCAGCCGUCCCAAGAUCUCUCAAGGGCAAGGGUAACUGGUGCUUUGCCCUGGACUAAAGGAUGGAAAGGGUAAGUAGAAAAAGCAAAAAACUGCCGCCUCGACAGGGAGUGGCUUGCCCUGACGUUUCUGUCAAGUUCGGUAGCGAGCAUAGCUGCAUGGUGCCUUAUGCUUGUCUGUCUUGCAGGCGCCGCCGAGCAGGUGAGCAGAGCAGGUAAGAUGAUGAAGGGCUGCCACAACCCCUUCCAAUAUUUCGCAAGUAUUGGUUGCUCGCUCCCUUGAGAGCUUGAUCUAUAUGGCUCCGAAUAUGGGGUUCGCCUAAGCUAAGUGUAUUCUGUCUUGGGGCAGCGUUAGGCAAACCAGCCCCAACCUUUCGUCCGUUAUUGAUGACCACAGGGUCCAGGAGUCGUCUUUAUUCUUCUUGAUCAGUGAGAUAGUCUUCUAGGCUCUAUGACUCGUUGGUCUCGGCCUCGUCCGCCCACACUGCAUUCCAACGCGAUUUACAUUCCAGCGAUGCUUCUAAGAAUACGCACAAAAUCCGCUCAGCGCUGCCCACAGACCUGCUGCGCCGCUUGACCGCUGGGCGAGAGCGGUGUUUGCGUCUGAGACACAGCGUCAGCCAGCCACCGCAUCUGGUGGGUGAUGGACGUCAACACGGCGAGGUGACGAGCAGUUGAACAGCCGGUGAGAAGGACAAUAACAACAAGAAAAACAAAAAGAAAACAUUGGUACAAAAGGAACAGCAAACUCCAAGCUAACAUGGCUAGCAGCAAAUAAUAAAAAGAAUUAAAAAACAUACUAAGAGCGGUAGCGUAUACGCCAGUAGCCGUAGCGUAUUACCGCUAUGACACCCCCAAAAUAGCGCCGUCAUAGGCAACCCCGAGCUGAGCACGUCCGCUGUAGCGAGCGCUGACGGCAUCCGCAUCCGGCACUGCCAGUGCCUGUUCCACCGCGCUCCCUUCCCUGGAGCAGCGCUGUUUUUAAGACCCCUCCCCCCCCUUUUCAGUUGCCACCACUCACUAGCUUCUCCCUCCAAACCACAGCACUCAAAAGACACACCAACAGCGCUAAACACGUCCCUCGAGCCCCCCAAAAAACCUGCCCUUCUAAUAUCAACGACGCCCGCAACGCCUGCCCUUUUUUCGCGUUUGUCUACUUGCUCACCACCUCGUCAGACACAAAGACAGCAGCAACAAAGAAGUAAUAUUUGCCAAUACUUCCCCCUCUCUCCUGCUCAUUCUUCUUCCUUUUCUACAAACUACCUAUUCUUCUGCUCCUUUCUUUACUUUCAACCCUUCAGCAAAAGAACAGCCCUAGUGAAAGAUCGCAUUCCAUCGACUUACACCACGAGUGUGCAUCAACACAUAACCAACAAAACCUUCUUUGAAAGCUGUACAAUAGCCAAAAUGCUUCUUCCGUCAGCUCUCAUCGAUACUCCCCUCAACUCCCGCCAGCCUCGCCUCUUCUCACCACCCAACUCGCCGCCCACUAGAUCGCGCGCAAACCUCAACAUCACAUCAGCAUGCCGCUCGCUGCAGUUGCUGAUGGCUACCGGCGUGGCUCGCCCUACGCUUGCCAUUUCUACCGCCACGGCCUUUGACUUUUCUUCAUCGAAUUAUACAUACAACAACGGCAGCUCUCAACUGCAAGAAGCGGAUGCGCUGCCUCCCAUGCCUCGCACCGUCGGCGCACAACUCCCUACGCCGCCUAUGGCCUACGCUCCUCCACCACCCAAACUUCGCAUCCGUAGCGAAGGUCUCGCAGCAAGACGCCUGGCGAAGAGACAGCAGCAGCAGGAGCAAUUAUCAGUACAACCUUUGUCUAGCUCACCAAAGAGAGCGCGCGACGAGGAUGACGAGGAUGUUGAGGAGCCCACAACGCCCAAGCGCGCGCGUAUUGCGCCUGAGCAGCUGCCGCUUGGCCUAGAGCGAUCAGAUUUCCACCACGCCCAGGAUGGCACUGAAACCGACGCUUCCGACGAGUGGACCGACGAAGAUGACCGCAUUUUGGUCGAGAUUGUUCUCGAGAAGCUUAAACUCACUAAGAAUGAAUGGGCCGAGUGCGCGCGCAGGAUCGGCAAGGGCGACAAGCACGAUGUCGCCAAGCGAUGGAAGAGCCUUAUUCUUGGAGGAGAUGUCGGCAUCAAGAAGCGAACACGCAGCCGCAUCACCUCGACAUGGCGAUGAAUAUUUUGAUUAUCUGGUUUUUUGUAUUAUCAUGGUUGAAGCAUAGCAUUUUUAGGGAUUUUGUUUUCAGAGUUAUUUAUUGGAGUUUGGCAGAUAUCUUGGGGAGUUUUGACAUCAUUUUUUCCAUUAGCAUUAGGGAGACGGAAGUGUUCUGCUCCUACACUGGCGUUUUUUAUUGAUUUAUUGAUUUAUUGAUCAUCAUGUUCAGCUCUAUUCAUUUGGAUUUUUCUUGUUUUCUCUUAUUAGUAGCAGUCAAAUACAGACACAACAGCAUCCAUCUAUCUUUACAACCCAUCCCCAGUCGCUCCGUCUCAUACUGUCCACAGGCAACUGUGUUCCGAACCAAAAAGCAAAAGCUGUGAUGAAUCCCUGCCCAUGCACGUAGAAACGCACCAUGCACGCUGCAUCUACCCGCCCCUUGCCCGCCUCCCCCAGUGCCGUGCUUUUUUUGCAAGGGGGACGUCUCAUCUAAUCUGUGGGAAAAGGAAGAAAAAGCAAAGGCGGAAUAUGGGGGAGGCGCUUCGAGACAUGCAUCGUGAUACAUCUCUUUUUCCUUUGCUACGAGCGCUGCUCUGCUCUGUUGGGCUAAUUUGCUUCCUUCUUCCUUGGUCGUGUGAUUCUUCUUCUUCGUUGCCGUCAUUAUUUCUUGUAAAAUAAAACAAGCCUUUCACUAGCCGUUACGCCUCAAAGCUGGUCCAUGACGCUCCAUGACGUGCUAGACCUUGCGUCCCUGGCACUAACAUCUACCCAAAGAGGGAAAACCCAAAGUAGC
[Torrubiella] hemipterigena is the source of this 3375-nucleotide messenger RNA. The record is from the annotation of a GenBank genome assembly. Lineage: Eukaryota; Fungi; Ascomycota; Sordariomycetes; Hypocreales; Clavicipitaceae.